This is a messenger RNA of Rotaria sordida, 315 nucleotides long. Lineage: Eukaryota; Metazoa; Rotifera; Eurotatoria; Philodinida; Philodinidae. The record is from the annotation of a GenBank genome assembly.
AUGGCAAAAAGUUAUAAACAAUCUUCAUCAUUAUUAACCAGAUGCCUUCGUUCUAAUAGAACAAUUUCAACAUCAAUACCGACUAUUGUAGAAGCUAUUCAAACUAUUGAUCAAAUGGUUCAAUCAGUAGAAAAUAUUUAUGAUACACAAGAAAGUGAUUCGAGUUGUUUAGAAAGAACAAUGAAUAUUGGGCAGAUUGAAGAAAUGCUUAUUAAAUGGACUCAUAUAGCUCAUUUUCUUGUGAAUACAUAUCAACAAAUGCAAAAUUUCAAUGAACAUACACAGAAAAAUGAUAAAAUCGAAAAAUUAAACUAA